AUGGCCCGGGGCGUCCACGCGGGGGCGGUCUCCGCGGGGGCCGGGCCUGGGGACGCAGUAGGCCGAGAACUCCCCCGGGAGAGGUGGUGUGGGUGGAGCGGGCUCGGCGGCCACCAGACACGGGGCCGGUCUGGGUACCCCGCAGGCCCCCGAGGGCUCAGAGCUGGGGCGGCGCCCCGGGCGGAGGCACAGGCCCGGCCUGGGGGGUGCCUCCGGAGGAUCGGGGCUCCCCGGAGCCACCCAGCGGCGAUGUGUGGGUGCCUCGGGGCAGGCCCCCUGCAGCGGCCUCAGAGGUGUGGGUGUGCUGGGCGGGGGGCAACUGGGUGUGGCGUGAAUGGGAUCGCUCCGUCGAGGCAACUGCUGGGCAGCCAGAUAAGAGACAUGAGGCUGAGCUGGGUCCUGACAGUAUUGUCCAUCUGCCUGAGUGCCCUGGCCACUGCUGCGGGGGCCGAGGGCAAACGGAAGCUGCAGAUCGGGGUCAAGAAGCGGGUAGACCACUGUCCCAUCAAGUCGCGCAAGGGGGACGUCCUGCACAUGCACUACACGGGGAAGCUGGAAGAUGGGACGGAAUUUGACAGCAGCCUGCCCCAGAACCAGCCCUUUGUCUUCUCUCUGGGCACAGGCCAGGUCAUCAAGGGCUGGGACCAGGGGCUGCUGGGGAUGUGUGAGGGAGAAAAACGGAAGCUGGUGAUCCCAUCAGAGUUGGGGUAUGGAGAGCGGGGAGCUCCCCCAAAGAUUCCAGGUGGUGCAACCCUCGUGUUUGAGGUGGAGCUGCUCAAAAUCGAGCGACGUUCAGAACUGUAGCCAAACUGGGGAGGGGCAGUGGAGAGGCCCCCAUCAGGGACCAGACUGUUGAAAGAAAGAAAGAAAGAAAGAAAGAAAAAAAAAAUCCCUUAAAGCCCA
Molecule: messenger RNA, 903 nt
Organism: Neofelis nebulosa (Clouded leopard)
Lineage: Eukaryota; Metazoa; Chordata; Mammalia; Carnivora; Felidae
Gene: FKBP2
Product: FKBP prolyl isomerase 2
Exons: 6
Coding region: 1-804 (267 amino acids)
Biological process (GO): protein peptidyl-prolyl isomerization
Molecular function (GO): peptidyl-prolyl cis-trans isomerase activity
Source: RefSeq, a predicted model, not a curated record